UGGAUUGCUGCUAUUACGAAGGAUAUUAAUUUUGUUUGUCGAAUGAAUAUUCCUUUCUACGACGAUAGACAGUUUAAGAAAAAUAAACAAAAUAACUGCUUGGAUCCUAUGGACGAAUUGCUGCACGAAUCCAUCUCUAAAGUAUGUAUCCUCCUAUAUGAUUAUAUGCCGACCAAAUUAUAUCAUAUUUGACAUAUUGCACAAGGUAAAAUUAGCUCCGUAAGCGACGGCAUCCUUAACUUAUGCAGUCAAACAGACACAAAAACUACAACCUCUUUAUGAUUUUUCUUUAUUUUCUUGGUUAGUGUUUGUGGUUUAUUUACGCUCAACAGGUAUUCUCAUCAUAUGAAAUAUAUAUUCUAAGCGCCCGGGUAUAAUAUAAACAAAAAUACGUGUAAUGAUGCGACUCAUUGACGUCAAGCAUAUAUCAGUAUGAGUUCAUAAUAUCUGCAGCAUGAAAGAUUUAAAUGAACAUUCAUGUCUCACUGUAAAGGCAAUUCUAAAUAGAAAAUAGAAUACCAAUCAAUAUGUAUCCAAUGUCCUUAGCUAGUGAACGAUAUGGAAAUACCCUUACAAGAAAAGCUUGGGUCUACAGUAGCCCAGGAGAACCACAGAAUGUUCUUAGGCUUGUCAAUGGAUUUCCUGGUUUUAGAAUUGAACAGUUAAAGCCAGGAGAUGUUAUCGUCGAUAUCGAAGCUGUGAGCAUUAACCCAGUUGAUUAUAAACUCAUGCGAACCUACCAAUUGGUUCAUAAGGCAAUGCAAAAGCCACCUGUGAUUCCUGGAUUCGAUUUUGCCGGAAAGGUAGUCAGUACGGGCCCGAGCGUUACUGGCUUGAAAGCAGGCGACCGUGUUUGGGGUAAACAGUCUUUAUCUCUCCAAAAAAAUCGAGGAGGGACCCUUACGAAUCAAAUCUGUUCGAAUGUUAAAUGUCUGCAUAUCAUACCUGAUUCCAUCAACUUCAAUGAUGCCGCUGCUUUUGGCACUGCCGGUGUAACUGCUUGGGAGGGUUUGGUAGAGCAUAUGAAAAUUAAACCAGGCCAAAAGGUAGUUAUUGUCGGAGCCAGUGGUGGUGUCGGAACAUUUGCCAUUCAAAUUGCAAAGGCUCUCGGUGCAGAAGUAACCAGCAUCAGUUCAACGAAAAAUAUUCAGUUAUGCAAGUCCUUAGGAGCUUUCCAUACCAUUGAUUACAAAUCCGAAGACGUUGUUGCUAAAUUAGCAGAAACUGGUCCUUACGAUUUUGUUUUUGACCUGAUUAAUGACAAUGGUCUUUACCGUGCUUCCUCUAAAUUUAUGAAACGUGAAGGAUCUUUUUUCGGUAUUGCAAGUGACAUAUCUUUGUCAUACAUUGGCAGUGUCAUGUCCCGCAAAAUGAGACCUAAAAUCUUCGGUGGCAGCUCAAACGCUUACCAUGAUUUUCUCGAGCAAGCGACGCCGGAAGCUAUUAAAAACUUUUCUAACUUUGUUGCUAAGAAUAAAGUAGAAACUGUUAUUGAUAGCGUUUACAAUUUCGACCAUGCCCUUGAUGCCUUUGAGCGUGUUGCUAGUCACCGAUCCCAAGGAAACGUUAUUGUUACAGUCAAUUAACGCUUUUCUUACUUGUAUAUAUUUUUUACUUUCUUUAUUACCAACGUUAUGCAAAAGCUUAUGCCUUGUUUAUGAACUUUUUGACUACGAUAUAUUUCUGUGUGGACGAGAAAACAGGACCGAUGAAAGCGGUUAGAAGUAUACUGAAUUUCCUAUAAUUAACGUUUUGCAUCGGUCCUCUUAUGUUCAUGAGAUGUAUGAUUUGCAAAAUACUUCCUUUGACUGUUUCAACAAAAUUAUAUGUAUA
Messenger RNA from Schizosaccharomyces octosporus yFS286, 1833 nucleotides. Its product is annotated as trans-2-enoyl-CoA reductase. NCBI's taxonomy places the organism in Eukaryota, Fungi, Ascomycota, Schizosaccharomycetes, Schizosaccharomycetales, Schizosaccharomycetaceae. Bases 528 to 1586 code for a protein of 352 amino acids. Gene Ontology annotation, molecular function: oxidoreductase activity. The record is from RefSeq and is a predicted model, not a curated record. Gene Ontology annotation, cellular component: mitochondrion. The transcript has 2 exons.